CCGUGGAGAAUCGUGGACGACUGUGGGGGUGCUUUCACCAUGGGGGCCAUUGGAGGAGGUAUCUUCCAGGCGGUCAAGGGCUUUAGAAAUUCACCUGCAGUAAGUUCAGCCAUGCAAAUAAAUUCACCCAUGUGAAAUAUUACACUGAACAAAAAUAUAAACGCAACAUAAAUUGUUGAAAUAUGAGCUGAAAUAAAAGAUCCCAGAAAUUUUCCAUGUGAACAAAAAGCGUAUUUCUCUGAAAUGUUCACAAAUGUGUUUACAUCCCGGUUAGUGAGCAUUUCUCAUUUAAUAAGAUAAUCCAUCCACCUGACAGGUGUGGCAUAUCAAGAAACUGAUUAAACAGCAUGAUAAUUACACAGGUGCACCUUGUGCUGGGGACAAUAAAAAAAAAAGCCUAAUGAAUUUAUUUCAAUUGACUGAUUUCCUUAUAUGAAUUGUAACUCAGUAAAAUCGUAGAAAUUGUUGCAUGAUGCGUUAUAUAUUUUUCUUCAGUGUAAAUUGACAGCUAUGUUCGAUAUAGCCUAUGGGAUAUGAAGGAACAGUUAAGUUAAAGUUGAAUUUAUGAAAUUGCCCAUCAAUUAAAGCCCUGUUUGACUGAAUGUUGCACUGUGCUGAAUGGGUUGUGCUUAGAAGAAUGAGGAGUUUUGAUGCCGUCUUCUUUUUGUUCCUCAGGGGAUGAGCCACAGAUUGAAAGGUAGCAUGACAGCCAUCAAGACCAGGGCCCCGCAGUUGGGGGGUAAGUGCACGUCAAAUUCAAGUUCAAGCUUAUUUGGUUCUUAUUUUGUUCUUAGACUGCAAGUCGUUGUUGCUUGCGCUGUCUGAAACCAUGUGGAUGAUGUUGUAUUGUAGGUAGCUUUGCAGUAUGGGGUGGCCUCUUCUCCAUGAUUGACUGUGGGUUGGUAAAGGUACGGGGGAAAGAGGACCCCUGGAACUCCAUCACAAGCGGGGCCAUGACUGGAGCCAUCCUCGCAGCAAGAAGUGAGUGAUAGUUUAAGAAUUCCCAUUUUAAGACGAACAUUGCUGUGAAGAAGGGGCCCUCGCACUGUUUUUCUGUCGCACUUUCACCCACAUACUCACACAACAAAAUGUCGCUUUAUAUAGAUAUCUUACAAUAACUUUUGCACAAAGUUCACCAUUGGUUCCUUGUUGAACACAGUUAUGUAUAUCCGCAUGCUUAAAACACAACUUGGGCUUCAGAGCAUUCACAUAGACUCAGUGUUUGUUCAAUGUAAAUGUUAUAUUUUUUGUUUAUUGGUGUACUGUAAAGACUAGUCUCUGUUGUACUGAUUCCUUUAUUGUUGUCCUCAGAUGGACCAGUGGCCAUGGUAGGCUCUGCAGCAAUGGGAGGUAUACUACUGGCAUUGAUAGAGGGCGCUGGAAUCCUGCUCACUAGAUUUGCUUCGUCACAGUUCCCAACUGGUCAGUGUGCCUCUCUGAGCAAUGCUGUCUUAUGCUGUAGUUGAUUUACAGGGCUACAAUGAAGGGUUAUAGGGAGCGCAAAUGACUGCUUACUGCCCAGUUGUCUUUUGAAUGUAUUAUCCCUAAUCUCAUCUCUCACCUCUUCCCUUCUUUCUAUAGGUCCCCAGUUUGCUGAGGAGCCAGCCCCCAUGCCUGCCCCCUCCUAUGGAGGAGACUACAGACAGUACCAGUGA
Molecule: messenger RNA, 1655 nt
Organism: Coregonus sp. 'balchen'
Lineage: Eukaryota; Metazoa; Chordata; Actinopteri; Salmoniformes; Salmonidae
Source: the annotation of a GenBank genome assembly